AUAGGCAGAAGGGUUGCAUGUGUAACGUUGUGAGAGGGGGAAAACAGUGUUAGCGCGAGCUCGAGGUCGCAACAUUCUUGUCAGUCCACAUCUAUAAAGUUUAUGAUACGAAGUCAGUUAGUCAUACUGCGUUUUUAUCGUGUGACGAAUAAUUGCACAAUUAAUAUAAUACCUUCGUUAGUUUUGCAUACAUGGUGUGAAAAAGUUAUUCAAAGUCGGCUUUCACUGACAUCCCGCGCUAUUAUGCGGACGCAAUAGAUAUCAAAGAGAAUGACAGAAUGUGAAUGAAGAACUUCGUAGCAGAGAAGUAAUCAAGCGCUUGGACGUGGUUGAGCUGAUAAAACAACAGAAUCGGCUGGAAUUGAAAGUUACUUUAUCAAAAAGACGAGGAAAUCAUCCAGAGACUGGAAAUUGCGCAGCGUAACUAGGGACUAUGUGAUAGAUGAUCCAACAGUUGGACUGAAGUCACCACCAUCCUUUAUUCGGAAAACCAAUCAACUUCAACUGCGAAUUUUCUGCUAUAGCUGAGUCGAGAAUAUUCUUUCUAUUUCGGCCUUUUUUUUAACGCGUUCUUCGAAACAUACGUUGAGAGGACGAUGAGGUUGAAAGAUAAUUCUAACGGAAAAACUUAUGAAUGUAGUGCGCUCGUUCGAAGAGCAUAUUUUUCUUUGGACUAUUAGAAAAUUUUUAUGUUAAUAAAAUCCAUACAUCUGAAUUAUUAAUAUAUAUUACGUGUAAAAUAACGAGCUUGAAUUAUUAACAUUAAAAUGAAGUUUUAAUGUUACGCCUAGCUAUUUUAAAACGGUGAAAAGGAACCUCUAAUUCAAACAAAUACAAAUUGAACAAUCUCGGAGAGUCAACUUAAAGGAUGGGGAUUCCUGGCCUCACAACAUUUAUCUCAAAUUAUUCUGAACAUUUUCUUGUAAAUUAUAAACUACAUGAUACUUAUCUAGUAAUUGAUGGCGCUACUUUAGUAAGCCAUUUGUACGAUGCAAGUUGUAAUAACGCUUUUGGUGUAGAUUAUGGUAAAUUUGCACAAUGUGUAUCGGAAUUUUUUGACGAACUUUUGAAGUGCAAUGUCACUCCAUUAGUAUUAUUUGAUGGAGCCACUGAAGACAAAAAACUCAAGACAAAAAUAAUUCGAACUAGUAAGAAGAUACGAUUAACAUCAUGUUAUACAUAUGGUACACCAUCUGUUCAGCAGCAAAAGAAAUUAUUUACUCCAUAUAAGAAGAAGAUUUUUCAGGAAGUCAUGGAAGAAAAAGGCAUUAGGUAUGCAAAAUGUAUAUUUGAAGCAGAUGAUACUAUAGUUGCAAUAGCACGUAUUCUCAAGUGUCCUAUAUUGAGUUAUGAUUCUGAUUUCUAUAUAUCUGGAUCAUUGUAUAUACCAAUUAAUACAUUGCAAAAUGAUAUUGUGCGUAAUUCAGCAGACAAUGGUUAUAUGAAACAUUGCAAGGUUUAUCAUGUCGAGAAUCUUUUCCAUUUUUAUAACGGACUUAAUCAAUCCUUAUUACCAUUGGCAUCAGUAUUAUUAGGAAAUGACUAUGUGGAACAACGUACAUUUAACAACUUUUUCCGUCAUUUAAAAUUGCCACCAGCAGAGCGGAAAAUGUUCAACGAACGAUUACGUCGUAUUGAUGCCACAUUUAAUUGGUUGCGAAGGUACAGUUUAAGCCAAGCUAUAAUAGAAAUACUAAGUAGACUACCAAAAGAAAAACGACAAUAUGUGUUAAAUAUAAUAGAAACGAUGAUAAAUAAUUAUACUGACGUGCCGCUGAGUUUGCUGGCUAUAUUGGGUAUACCUGCAGAGAAAUUCUCAGAAAAACACGUGCAGGAUACAUCCAAGCCAUAUAAAUUUGAAGGUGAUAUAGAUAAAUUGAUAUAUAUUGAGGAAGAGGCAUAUGAAACAAACAUAAGUGACACAGAAGAAAUAGACGAGCAACAAGCAAGCAACAUACUUGAGAAAAUAGGAUUGGUUUCUAAUGAAUCACUUAUUAACAACUUGCCUGAGUGGUUUAUUAAAGAAUUCAUGAUGGACAGAUAUCCAAGUUACUUCAUUAAUUUAAUAAUACGGAAAUUGUAUAUUUUCACUGCAGGGAUUGAAGAUUAUACUUGUAGAUCGUCUGGCAUUGCAAGUUUGCAAAUUUUAAAUGUUAUAUACCGGCUGCUGAUGUCAGGAAUAGACAAAGAGAAAACCAGCAUGAAGUUUAUAGCCAGGGGUGAAAAUGUGAGAAUAAAAUAUGAUUGUUUGGAAUACAACGAUGAUAUGUUUGGUGAUAAACUUCCCUCUCUGUCUAACUUGAGAAAGAUACCGAUUACGAUUAGAAAAGAAAUCUUGAACACUACUUUGGGAGUUACCAGUCAAAAUUGUAUGAAUGAUUUUCCAUCAGCGUGGAUGUUAUAUGUAGCGACCAUGAAGUACUGGAUAGAUCAACAGCAAGAACAACCAAAGCUUAUGUACCAUAUAUAUUCCUUAUUACUUGCUAUGCUAUAUAAUAUAAUAGAUUUAAAUGUAGGCGUUUAUAGAAAUUUAGACACUUUUCAACAAAAAUUCGAUGAAACCAUACAAAAUAUUCAGUCUGCAAGAAAAAUUAAAAACUAUCGACUAGAGUAUUCAAUGAAUCUUACAAUCUUAGAUGCGAUUUACGCAGUUAGCGCGGAUGAUUGUUUGAUCGCAGCUCCGUUCUUUAUAUCUAAUUUCGAAAUAGACGAUGAACUGUAUUCGCAACCAGAGAAAGUUAAUGUUACGAUCGUGCACAGUUUGACGGAGUUUCAACAUUGUUUGAAAUUUAGUAUGGAUUUAAAUGCAUUAUUAGGAUGCCCAUAUAGACCUAUGAAGAUCUUGAAAUUGUACAGUGGUGUAUUGUUAUAUAAUCUGUGUAAUAAUUUUAAGAGACAUGAAAAUGUUGAAGCUUAUAUAAAUUCGGUUUUACAUAAUUCUCCAAGUCUAGAGCGUCUGUUCAAUAUAUUGCUGUUAAAAUUCAAGUCUUUAUCUAGUAAGUGGGCGAUGCAGGUGAAUGUCAGUAAAUAUGAAAAACAAAAUCCAGAAUACGAAAAAAAACAAGAGUCUGCACAAGAAAAUCAUCUAGAAAAGUCUGCGUAGAAAUGUGACAGCCCCGAUGGAAAUAUUUUACUGAAUUUAUAAUUAUAUAUUAUAUAUUAAUUUUUAUAUUAUAAAUUUUUAUAUUUUUAUAAUAUAUUAACGAUUAAGAUACAAUGGGAUUGUGAACAAUAUAUUUUUUUCAGAUUUUUAUGUCAAUAAAAUUUAAACAUCUGAAUUAUUAAUACAUAUUUUGU
Messenger RNA from Dinoponera quadriceps, 3297 nucleotides. Its product is annotated as protein asteroid-like. The transcript has 4 exons. Bases 869 to 3103 code for a protein of 744 amino acids. The record is from RefSeq and is a predicted model, not a curated record. Lineage: Eukaryota; Metazoa; Arthropoda; Insecta; Hymenoptera; Formicidae.